AUUGCACCAACAUCAAGUUCAAAGAGACGAACACGAGAACACGCGUGGUAGAUGCUCAAGAGCUCCAACGUGUUGAUAUGGAAUACCUUUUGGGACUUGGUGAGAGGCAACUGGCCACGGAAGACUGGAUCACCGCUCUGUUCGAUGGUGUAAGCAAGCAUAGUGUUGCUGGCAUCGGCAUAGAUGUCCAGAGGAGUAAGUAA
Perkinsus marinus ATCC 50983 is the source of this 203-nucleotide messenger RNA. RefSeq lists its product as hypothetical. Lineage: Eukaryota; Perkinsozoa; Perkinsida; Perkinsidae. The transcript has a single exon. The annotation marks the transcript as partial. The record is from RefSeq and is a predicted model, not a curated record.